AUGGUACAUGACUUUACUUAUGUCUUUGCCAUUGGUACAAUCCUGGCUAUGCUUGAUGCUUUCAACAACGGUUCUAAUGAUGUUGCCAACGCUUGGGCAACUAGUGUUUCUUCACGUUCAAUUUCCUAUCGUCAAGCAAUGGUUUUGGGUACCAUUUUCGAAAUGUUGGGAGCUAUUCUUGUAGGUGCUCGUACUGCUGAAACAAUCAAGAGUGGUAUCAUUCCAGGAGAAGCCUUCCAAGGUAAUGCUGGUGUUCAAAUGCUUGCUUUCACUUGUGCUCUUGCUGCCACCUCUGCUUGGGUUCUCUGGUGUACUCGUCACUCUGCUCACGUCUCCUCCACCUACUCACUCAUCUCUUCGAUUGCUGGUGUCGGUAUUGCCACCGUCGGUUGGAAAAAGGUACAAUGGGGAUGGAAUAAAGGAAAGGGUCUUGGUGCUAUCUUUGCCGGUCUCGGUAUGGCUCCACUUGCUUCGGCUGGUUUCGCCGCCAUCAUCUUUAUGUUGAUCAAGUGUGUCGUUUUGAUUCGUAAGGAUCCACUUCCAUGGGCUGUCUACACCUCACCAUUCUUCUUCCUCAUCACCGGUACCAUUUGUUCACUCUCGAUCGUCUACAAGGGUUCACCAGCACUCGGUCUCAACAAGAAGCCACCCGCUUACAUCACUGCGGUCACUCUCGGUUGUGGAGCUGGUCUUUUCGUACUCUCUGCUUUGUUCUUUGUCCCAUACCUCCACUGCAAGAUGAUCAAGAGAGAUCACACCAUCAGAUGGUAUCACGUAUUCUUGGGUCCAUUCCUCCUCCAACGUCCAACCCCAGCCAUCACUGGUGCCGUCAAAGUUCCAAACUAUGCUGUCGUUCAAGAAGAUGAAGAGGCUGAGGAUGAUGGUGUCGAUUCAAAGGAUCUUGAGUUGGCCGAGAGCAGCAACGAAGUCAAGAUUGACAAGAGCAACGCUCCAAUCACCAAGACCACUAAAGAACUCAUCCAAGAAGGAAAGGACAGAUUGCACACUAAGCUCCGUGGACAAAAAGGACCACUCGGUUGGGCCAUGCGUACUCUCCACGAAAAUCCAAUGGGUGAAGGUCAAAUCUACGAGAAGCACAACUUGAAGGCCAUCUGCAAGCGUGUCCCAGCCAUGAUUGUCUGUGGUGCUCUCUACGGUCUCCACUACGAUAUCCAUGCCGCCCAAACUUCAAUCGCCGGUACUCCAGAGGGUGAACGUAUGAAACGUGUAUACGACGCCGCCACCAAGUAUCCAAAUGAAGUCGAACACACCUACUCAUUCGUUCAAAUUAUCACUGCCUGUACCGCUUCUUUUGCUCACGGUGCCAACGAUAUCGGAAACUCUGUCGGUCCAUGGGCUGUCAUAUACUACUGUUGGUCAACUGGAAAGGUUGCUGGAUCCAGCUCGCAAGUUCCAAUCUGGCAAUUGGCUGUUCUCGCAGGAUGUAUCUCAAUUGGUCUCAUCACUUACGGUUACAACAUUAUGAAGGUCAUGGGUAACAAACUCACCUAUCACUCGCCAUCCAGGGGUUGCUCCAUGGAAAUGGGUGCUGCUAUCACAAUUCUCAUCUUCUCUCAAUUCGCUCUUCCAGUCUCUACUUCUAUGGCCAUUACUGGUGCCACAGUUGGAGUCGGUCUUUGUAACGGUACAUUCAAGGCUGUCAACUUCCAACGUGUUGGUCUCUUGCUCUUGGCUUGGAUCUUUACCAUCCCAAUUGCCGGUGCCAUCGCUGCCAUCCUCACUUCACUUUUCCUCAAUGCACCACACUAUGCUUAA
Molecule: messenger RNA, 1776 nt
Organism: Heterostelium album PN500
Lineage: Eukaryota; Evosea; Eumycetozoa; Acytosteliales; Acytosteliaceae
Product: inorganic phosphate transporter
Exons: 2
Coding region: 1-1776 (591 amino acids)
Biological process (GO): phosphate ion transmembrane transport
Cellular component (GO): membrane
Source: RefSeq, a predicted model, not a curated record